This is a messenger RNA of Enhydra lutris kenyoni (northern sea otter), 1503 nucleotides long. Its product is annotated as ectonucleoside triphosphate diphosphohydrolase 8. NCBI's taxonomy places the organism in Eukaryota, Metazoa, Chordata, Mammalia, Carnivora, Mustelidae. Gene Ontology annotation, molecular function: UDP phosphatase activity; GDP phosphatase activity. Gene Ontology annotation, cellular component: plasma membrane. Gene Ontology annotation, biological process: nucleoside diphosphate catabolic process. The record is from RefSeq and is a predicted model, not a curated record. The coding region runs from base 16 to 1503 and encodes 495 amino acids. The transcript is spliced from 9 exons.
AGGUGCCAGCCCCUCAUGGGGCUGACCUGGAAGAAGCGGGUCCUGGCGGCCCUGCUGGGGGCUGCGGUGGCCUCAGGCCUCACCACGCUCAUUCUCAUCCUGGUGGAGGCCACCAGCGUCCUCCUGCCGGCAGACACCAAGUUUGGGGUCGUGUUUGACGCCGGGUCCUCCCACACAUCCCUCUUUGUGUACCAGUGGCCGGCAGACAAGGAGAAUAACACAGGUGUGGUCAGCCAGGCCCUGGCCUGCCAGGUGAAAGGGCCUGGAAUCUCCUCCUACGCCUCGGAUCCCACCCAGGCUGGCGAGAGCCUGGAGGACUGCCUGGAGGCGGCAGUGGCACUGGUCCCGGAGGCUCGGCGUCGGGAAACGCCCCUGUUCCUUGGGGCCACAGCCGGCAUGAGGCUGCUCAGCCAGAAGAACAGCUCCCAGGUGGGAGACAUCCUCGCGGCGAUCAGUCGGGUCCUGGGCCGGUCUCCCCUGGACUUCUGGGGUGCUGAGCUCCUGGCUGGGCGGGAUGAAGGUGCCUUAGGUUGGAUUACCAUCAACUACGUCCUGGGCGUGCUGGUCAAGUAUUCCUUCUCUGGAGAAUGGAUCCGGCCUCUGGAGGGGCCCCUGGUGGGCGCCCUGGACAUGGGUGGGGCCUCCACCCAGAUAACCUUUGUGCCCGGAGGCCCUAUACUGGACAAGAGCACCCAGGCCACCUUCUGCCUCUACGGCUCUGAGCACAGCGUCUACACCCACAGCUACCUCUGUUUCGGGCGUGACCAGAUGCUGACCAGGCUCCUGGCUCAGCUGCUGCAGAGCAGCCCCGGCCCCCUGAUCCGCCAUCCGUGCUACCACAGUGGCUACUGGGCCACGCUGUCCCCAGCGACCCUGUAUGAGUCACCCUGUGUCCACACCACACCCCCACCAGGCCUGGCCUGGAACCUCACUGUGGAGGGAACAGGGAACCCCGGAGCCUGCGUCUCUGCCAUCCGGGGCCUCUUCAACUUCUCCAGCUGCGAGGGCCGAGGACACUGUGCCUUCAAUGGGGUCUAUCAGCCCCCCGUGCGGGGCCAGUUCUACGCCUUCUCCAACUUCUACUACACCUUCCACUUCCUGAAUGUCACCUCCAAGCAGCCGCUGGCCACCGUCAACGCCACUGUCUGGGAGUUCUGCCAGAGGCCCUGGAAGCAGGUAGAGGCAGGCUCGCCCGGGCAGGACCACUGGCUUCGUGACUACUGUGCCUCAGGCCUGUACAUACUCACAUUGCUGCUCGAGGGCUAUGGGUUCAGUGAGGACACCUGGUCCAGCAUUGAGUUCCGGAAGCAGGUGGGCGGCACAGAUAUCGGCUGGACGCUGGGCUACAUGCUGAACCUGACCAGCAUGAUCCCAGCAGAGCCGCCCGCCCGCUGGCAGGCAGAGAGCUACGGCGUGUGGGCGGCUGGAGUCGUCUUCGCUGUGCUGACUGUCGUGGCUACCCUCGGGGCCGCCGCCGUCCACCUCCUCUGGCCCCGGGGCUGA